CGCGGUAUUUCCAUUGUUGUUAGACUUAAAAAAAAUCAGGCAAAACAAUUAGAAAUAUGUAAAAAAGAUAUUUGGUUUCAUUUGCUACAUCCCCACAAUAUCGAGAAUUAUCAAAUCAGAAAUGAGGCAAAACUAUUACUAGAGACUCCCUUUUUCUUCCCUGUUAUGGACACAAUUAUCAUAUAAUAUCAAAAGAUGUGAAAAUAGAUGUUUCUUGUCUGGAUGAGAAAUAUAGAGACAGAAGUGCUAUCAAAGCAUGCUCGCACAUAUCUCAGAAACCCACGGAGAAAUUGCCAAUAAUAUACAUGAGGGAGAAGCAGGCCCAAUCCCUUCCCGCCCAAGAUUGCCAAUCAACAGCACUACAAACUCCACACCUAAUCGUACUCCGUCAUUAUCCAAGCUGCCGAUCUCUCGUGCAGAAGAAGAUCACAUAGAGACAGAAUUGGCUGAUCAUGCACAAGUCUUCGACGUCGAAGCACAAGAGUCACGAUUGCAAGAAGUUCUUCCUAUGGUACAUAAAUGGACUCACACGCAUUCGAUUUUAAGUGUAGUGGCUGCGCCAUCAAAGGACUUGAUUCUCUGCGGUACUCAGGACUCAAAAAUUUUGAUUUUUGAAAUAUCGACCUUUUCUUUGAAACAUGUGAUGAACUGCGGACACCGGUCGUAUGGAGCUUCAGUUCUUUGUAUGACAAUUGACCCGGAAGAAAACUUUCUUUUUACUGCAGGUUCUGACUCAUUAGUGAAAGUAUGGGAUUUGAGUCCUUUCGACGAUAAGUCGGCCACCAUGUUCGACAUCAACUGUACACACCUUGUAUACUCUUCUGUGGACAUCGGGGACAUUUUCUCAAUUUCGUGGUCCCAAUGCUUGCUGACUCUAUUUAUUGGUGCACAGAAUGCAUCCAUCCUUUGGUGUAAAUUAGACUUCACUUCUGUGGACAAAUUACCUCAUUUAAGAUUUGAUAAAUUCUUUGACUCAAAGGGGCCUGGUGGCUCAAUCAAUCUGACUCAAAGUAAACAUCAGUUGCUUCGCACUUCUGGAAACUCAGGAACCAAAAGCCCUGCUUUGAUUGAAAUUGGUGGCGAGAAUAUCAUCAAUUUCGCUCACAACGGUUAUGUGUAUUGCAUGGAAUUCCUUUCACAACAGAAUGCACCUGAAUUUUGCGAUCUACACAAAAAUGAGUUUGACAUGUUUUUGGUGAGCUGCGGUGGAGACGGAGUUAUCAAGGUAUGGGGUAUAACUAUUAACGAAGAUGGGCUUUUGUCUAUGAAAGUUAAAUCUUCGCUUGAAAAUGAAGACUCCAUCUUGUCCAUGCACGUCAAGGAUUCAUCCAUUUACGUUGGACUCGGCAAUUCCAGUAUCAAUGCGUGGGACCUCACAACAUUUCAGUUGACCAGGUCCUUUCUCUUUGUGUGCGGCGAUGAUAAGUCCAAAUGUGAUGAAGUCCUUUCCUUAUGCAUCUACAACGAUUGCAUUUAUAAGGCGACCAACGAAGGGGGGCUUUGUAAAUUUGCAUUGAAGCAAGAUUCUCAUGAAAGCUUUGAAGAAGAACGCAUCGCCAAAGAUUGUCUGAUAAAAUUGGAUUUACAAGGCUUUCUUCGGCAAAGAUUUGUGGAAGUCGAGAAAAGCUCGGUAUUUGCAGUGCUGACAUUCGAGCAUUGUGGCUCGACAUUUUUACUCUCAGGAGGAUCAGGAUCACUUUGCCUUUGGAAUAUUACUAAUGUGGGUAUGGCGGACAGCUCGACUCUUGUGGCUGAGUCGCCGCCGGAUGCAAACCUCAUUGGGUCCAUCGAAACAUCCAAUAAUCAUUUAUUAAACUCGCUUAAAGAAGUGGUGACCUAUAAAACCAUUUCCAAGUACCCAAGUCUCUACUUGGAGGAAUCGAGACACUGUGCCAAUGUGCUUGGUAGACUUCUCAUGAGAUUGGGUGCGGCUGAUACAAAACUCUUACCAGUAACGGAUUGCAAUCCCAUAGUGUACGCAAACUUCAAGAGAGACAAGACAGAAAUGUCUGAUGAAAUCCCCAUGAGAGUUCUAUGGUACGGUCAUUAUGAUGUCGUGGACGCUAUAGAAGCCAAGGAUUUCUGGGAGACUGAUCCCUUUAAAUUAAGUGCCAAAGAUGGAAACUUAUACGCUCGGGGUGUGUCUGAUAACAAAGGGCCCGUACUUGCAGCUAUUUAUGCCGUUGCAGAACUUAAGAGAAGGAAAAAGCUUUCAACAGAUGUUGUGUUUCUCAUUGAGGGUGAGGAGGAAACGGGAUCCAUUGGUUUUCAGGAUGCUGUUAUCACCCACAAAGACAUGAUAGGUCAUAUCGACUGGGUCAUGCUUUCUAAUUCAUACUGGCUCGAUGAUGACACUCCGUGUUUGAAUUAUGGCUUGCGUGGAGUUAUUAAUGCAACGAUCUCUGUCGAGUCUGAAAAACCAGAUCGACAUUCCGGUGUCGAUGGUGGUGUCUCGAAAGAACCUACUAUGGACUUGAUACAGUUAGUGGGUCAACUCUCCUGUCAGCAAACGAAUAAAAUCAAAAUUCCCGGGUUUUACGAAAACCUCAUUCCGAUUGACGAGGCUGAACUUUCUCGAUUGGACAAAAUUAAACAAUAUGCGAGAAGAAACAAUAUUCCAGAAGCAGACUUAGACACGCUUUUAGCGAAAUGGAGAAACCCUUCGUUGACAGUCCACAGAGUUGAUGUUUCUGGGCCCAAAAAUAAUACGGUUAUCCCCCAAAGAGCAAAAGCAUCUAUUUCAAUCAGAGUUGUUCCUGGGCAAGAUCUCGUGGAAAUAAAAAGAGAACUCGUUUCUUUUUUGCAAGAGAAGUUUAAUAUGUUGAGAUCGGAAAAUAAGAUACUGGUCGACUUUUUCCACGAGGCAGAGCCAUGGCUCGGGGACCCUGAUAAUUUGGUGUAUCAGAUCUUAUAUCAAAAAAUGAAGAAAAAUUGGGGCGUCUCAUUUCCUGAUCCGUUGUUCAUUCGUGAAGGUGGAUCAAUUCCGUCUAUCCGAUUUCUUGAAAAAGCAUUUGACGCGCCUGCUGCUCAGAUUCCAUGUGGUCAAGCAAGUGAUAAUGCUCAUUUGAAAGAUGAGAAGCUUCGGGUGGUGAAUCUUUUAAAAUUGAAAGAUAUUCUACAAGACACGUUCGAAGAAUUGGGCCUUCGUAAGCUGGAGAUUCCGAAGUGA
Molecule: messenger RNA, 3169 nt
Organism: Metschnikowia bicuspidata var. bicuspidata NRRL YB-4993
Lineage: Eukaryota; Fungi; Ascomycota; Pichiomycetes; Serinales; Metschnikowiaceae
Product: glutamine amidotransferase subunit
Exons: 3
Coding region: 257-3169 (970 amino acids)
Biological process (GO): glutathione catabolic process; proteolysis
Molecular function (GO): protein binding; peptidase activity
Source: RefSeq, a predicted model, not a curated record